Molecule: messenger RNA, 859 nt
Organism: Pangasianodon hypophthalmus (striped catfish)
Lineage: Eukaryota; Metazoa; Chordata; Actinopteri; Siluriformes; Pangasiidae
Product: nuclear pore complex protein Nup85-like
Exons: 6
Coding region: 86-733 (215 amino acids)
Biological process (GO): positive regulation of DNA-templated transcription; protein import into nucleus; mRNA export from nucleus
Cellular component (GO): nuclear pore outer ring
Molecular function (GO): structural constituent of nuclear pore
Source: RefSeq, a predicted model, not a curated record
GUGUGUGUGUGUGUGUGUGUGGCAGCUAGCGGUGGAUUAUUUCGAUCACUGCCCCGAGUUCGGCCGUGUUUAUCUGGAGCUGCAGAUGGAGAGAGUGCCGCUGGAGACGGAGCGCAAAGCGCUGAAGGUGCUCAGGAUCUGUGAACAGAGACAGAUGAACGAGCAAGUGCGCAGUAUCUGUAAGAUCAUGGCUAAAAGGGCUCUCAGUAAUAACAGACUGGGUUCUGCUCUCUCCUGGAGUAUCAGAGCUAAAGACGCAGCCUUCGCCACACUCAUCUCUGAGAGGUUUCUGCAGGAUUACUGCACACGCGGCUCGUUCUCUGAUCUGGAUCUGAUCGAUAACCUCGGACCUGCCAUGCUCCUCAGCGACAGACUCACAUUCCUCGGGAAGUACCGUGAGUUCCACCGGCUGUACGGAGAGAAGAAGUUCACAGAUGCAGCGAAGCUCCUGCUCUCCCUCAUGACAGCAAAGAUCGCUCCUCGCAGCUUCUGGAUGACUCUGCUCAUAGACGCCCUGCCCUUACUGGAGCAAAAAGAGGUGAUCUUUUCAGUGGAUCAGACCCAUGAACUCAUGUUCUGUCUGGAAGAGCUGACCUCUGACAACAGCAAGCUCCAACCAGAGCGUCUAGCACAGGAUGAUGAUGUCGAGUCCACAAAGCUGGAGCUGCUGCGAUUGGCUCUGGCGCGUAACCUGGCGAUGGCCAUCGUGAAGGAGGGAACAGUCGAGGCCUAAACACACACACACUCACACACUCCAGUUUCAUUAAUUCACACAAAGCCCUCACGUUAUCUCACUGCACUGUAUAUAAAACUAAAUGAAUGAAAUGUUUUGACAGUUUAAUUAAAAAAGUUUUUGCAA